GCAUCCAGCCCCUACAAACAGGCUAUACUUCCCAGUGCUGAGAAGCCAGCAAGUCACUCUUUUCCACUGACAUUGCGGUUAUAGCGAGGGCCAUGAACAUGCAGCCCAACCCCUGCCAAUGUCCUCCCCAAACACCGGCCCACCACCUAAGGGAUGCUUUCAUUUGGGAACCAUUUCUUCCUAGAUGUUGCAUUUUCUUCCACCACAGGCAGGCAUCCCAGGGUUCUCCAUUGGUGUGGAAUUUGCAUGACCCCACCUACUGCCCUUCCCUUUCAAAUCUGUCUGCAGAACAAACACAGCAGAGGAGGAGUUUGGGGGAUUGACUCCACACGGUGGAAGUUGUAGUUCACCCUGUAUCAAGUCAGAGCACUGUGACUCCUACUGGGGAAUGUAGAGGAGUUGUAGUUCACCUACACCCAGAACACUAUGAACCCAAACAAUGAUAGGUCUGGACCAAACUUGCCAUACAUACCUGAUAGGCCCAGAUGGUGGGUUUUGAGGGGAAUUGGCCUGGACAUUUGGGAGUAGUAGGUACUGGGAUUUAUAGUUUACCUGCAAUGAAUGAGCACUUCGAACUCCACCGAUGAUGGACCAGGACCAAACUUGGCACACAGAGCCCCCAUAACCAAUAGAACAUAUUAGACAAGUUUGGGGGAAAGGGAGUUAUAGUUCACCUGCAUCCAGAGAAACUGGCUCACACCGACAAUGGACCGGGACCAAACUUCGCACAGAGAAGCCGCAUGACCAAAUGAACAUACUGUAGGGGUUUGUGGGAAUGGGUCUUGAUUCUGGGAGUUGUAGUUCACCUGCAUCCAAAGAGCACUGAACCCAGCCAAAGAUGGAUCUGGACCACACUUGGUACACAGACCCAAAAUGGCCAACUUUGAAUACUGGCAGGGUUUGGGGAGGAUUGACCCACAAUUCUGGGAAUUGUAGUUCACCCACUCCAAACUGAGAAUACCUAACAAUCAAAGACAAAUAAUGCCUUUAUCAAAUAACCCCGGAAUCGCCGGGUUCCCAAGCUAGUAUAUAUAUAAAACCCAAAGUACCAGUAUAUAUGUGCAAGGUAUGUUGUUGGUUUGUUUGACCCAUAUGGCUUGAUGAAUCUGGACCAAACUUGGUACAGAUACCCUUCAUUAUCCAGCUUAAAAUAACAAUGGGGUUUGGGGGAGUUGAUAAAGGAUAAUGGGAGUUGUAGUGCAGCCACAUAGAGCAAUGUGAAUCUCAUCUAUGAUGGAUCAGGACCAAACUUUGUACUCACAGUUUUCAUAACCCAACUUAAAAUACUGGCAGGGUUUGGCAGGGGCUGUUAGAGAAUGAUGGAAGUUGGAGUACAGCAGGAGAACGACAUAAUUUCCACCCAUGACCAUGGAUACAGCUCUCCUCCAAAGCAGUCAGACAGCUACUUGCAAGGCUGUGUCUCCCAGCAUCCUUUCCUCCUUCACUAGGCAGGCUUGGGAUGAUGGGAGUUGCAACCCAACAAGAAGGCUAAAUUUCUGAUUGGUUAGGAAAACUGGUUUCCAGACAGGUCUGGGGCUGAUGGGAAUUGGAGUCCACCCACAUCCGGAGAGCCACAUGAACCCUAUCCUUUGGCAGGCAGCCUGGAGAUGAUGGAAGUUGCAGCCCAAGAAGAAGGCUGAGCCCUCUAACUAGUUAGGAGGAAAGCCAUGAAUUCCAUCUCAGCCAGAUCUGAAGCUGAUAGGUGUUGCUGCCUGAUCAUGUCUUGUGCUGAUGGGAGUUGUAGCUCAUCAGCUAUACAAUUUUCUAAAAGGUCCCAUUAUACUGCUAUGCAUUUAGUGAGGCAAUUUAUAAACUCAAAAAGUAAUGAGCAUUUUAAAUAAAUAGCAUUACAAAAUGCCUAACUCAGGCUAUGCCAGGGCUGGGCUGUGGCGCAGGCCGGUUAGUAGCCAGCUGCAAUAAAUCACUAUGACCAAGAGGUCAUGGGUUCGAGGCCAGCCUGUGUCAGGGUGAGCACCCAACAAUUAAAAAAAUUAAAAAUAGCCCUGCUCGUUGUUGACCUAAGCAACCUGAAAGACAGUUGCAUCUGUCAAGUAAGAACAUUUAGGGACCGCUUAUGCGGGGAGGCUAAUUUAACUGAUUUACAACACCGGAUGAGGAAGUACUCCAUCAAAAAAGGACUCGUCGUCACAGUGGAUGAUGAAGCAGCAGCUCCUCCUAUGGCCAGAAUUGAGCAUACCCUCGCAAAGCCAGAAGCUGGGAAGUUAAAUAGUGUCUUGUCUCUGUCUGUGUGUUGUUUGUCUAAUGGCAUUGAAUGUUUGCCAUAUAUAUGUACAUUGUGAUCCGCCCAGAGACCCCUUUGGGGUGAGAAGGGUGGAAUAUAAAUUCUGUAAAUAAAUAAAUAAAUAAAUAAAUAAAUGCUAGUUUGCCAUAAAAUAAUACUUUUCUUACAGGCCACAAUCUAGAUUACUAGUUGUGAAGGUAACCAACAUGUGCUGAAUUAGUCCCAUAAUGCCUUCAAUAACUAGAGAGAUUUUUAAUAUGAUUUUUAUUUACUUUUACUAUUUUAAAUCAAUGUGUGGGGGAGGGAGUGGGAGGGAAAGAUAGAAGGAAAGAAAAAACGAGAGAAAGAGAAAGAAGAAAGAAAAGAAGAAAAAAGAGGGGGAUGGAUGGAGGUGGGGGAGAGGGGAGGGGAUACAAGGAGGGAGUGUAAGAGGCAAAUUCGGUGAGGAGGUGUAUUUGCUGUAUUUCUAGGAUAACUAGAGAGAUUUUAAUGUGAUAAUGUCUCUUCUGGAAUGGACAUGUCUAUAUAAUCAUAUUUUAAAAAGCAGCUACCUUAACCCUCUUAAAAGUUGAUGUGUCUUGGUGAAAGUUCAAAUGCACGCAACCCCUCUUUGCUAGUUAUUUUCCUGUUUGCAGUUUAAUGCAUGUUGAAGUGGGAACUCCUACCAUUGCCCAUCUUAUAAAUUGUGUGAACACACCCAUCUUCUAAAGAACCUUCCAGGAAAGGCUGUCAGCGCAAACAUGAGAGUGAAAAUAGCUCAAGGUAUUCAUUUUGUGGCCGAUAUAAAUCACAGCUACCUGGCUCCAACCGGGAAAACAUAUAUGCAUUUUUUUAAAAAGAGCUAGAUCAAUUCCAGUUAAGAACAAUUGCUUUCUUAGACGGCAGGUGGGGAACCAAUUGAAUUAAAGGACACCAGUAGCUGGUUAAGAAAUUGGGGGGGGGGGGGAACUAAAAUAGACUUGAAAACAUUUUUAUUUCAUAGAAACUUGGAAAUAUCUAUGGAGUGUUUUAAAACAGGGAGUGUCUACAUAGAUGAUGCUAUGAGUUAAUGCGGGACUGGGCAAAAGGUAGAAAUCGCUAGGUGGUUUGCACAAGACCAACAAGCAUUUGUGAUGCUCAAUAACUCAACAACAAAAACAAACAUAAGCCACAUUUCUCUUCCUAAAUUACGAAACUAAACUCUUUGGUUAUUAGAUGAAAAAAGACCAGAUUUCUUAGAUAUUAGUCUGAAAGCUCUAACUCUGGAAACAAAACCCUUUGACUGAGCAUGUGCAAAGGGGCACCUUGUUCAACAGUUUUAACAUCCAUGUUCCCAAGCAUUGACUCCGAUUGGUUUUAGAUUCUGAAGUUAAAAUCAAACACAAAUUACAGGUUAUUACAAGCUUCAAUUCUAUCCCAGUCCCUGAUGAAAUGAAGAUUGAAUUGAAACAGUUAAAUUAUUGUUGAUAAACCUUUCUGUUUUUUUUCUACUUCUAUUAUAUUGUUAUCCAAGCUUAUAUAUGACAACUCUAGGGCCAGUUCCACACAGGGCUUAACCCACGCCCAGUCGGGUAUCUUAAAGUCUUUCAGGAAGACCCGGGUCUAAUCCGGUACCUGAUUAAUUCUGGACAAAGCAGGGUUUUCCUGCUUUGUCCCAAAUUAAAUUGGUUUUACGGAGGCAUUGUUUGGAUACCUCUGGUAAAAGUGUGCGAGCUUGUGCAUUAUGGGCCCUGUGUGGAAGAGCCUUAAGACAAAUCUAUAAUGAGGUUUUCUGAGCAAGAUUUGUUCAAAAGAAGAUUUGCAUUGCCUGCCUCUGAGACUGAGAGAUUGUGACUUGCCCAAGGUCACCCAGUGGGUUUUCAUGUCUGAUGGAGAUUUGAAUGCUGGUUUCUCAGAUUCCUAGUACAACACUCAAACCACUACACUCUAUUAAUACUUUAUGCUAGCAGCACUCAAAACAUCAUUAUCACAUAUUGUCACUUAACAUAUGGUUCCAUGUAACUCCUACCACAAUAUGCCAAAGGAACAGAGAACAAAAACAUUCCAAACUAAAAUGUAUCACUAAUGCAUAUUUGCAGAUCUUGGGUGAAAAAUUCAACAGUCUGCAUCAUAUACUGUCCCAGUAGUCUAUGAUCAGAAAGCAAACUUACAAAAAAAAGAAGUUUUAAAUAGGAAAAAGGGGAGAGCAAGAUAAAGAUUAUAUGACCAAAACAUGAAGGAAACUUAACUUCAUGUCAUUCAAAAAGAAGAGGAAGAAGAAGAAAACAGCAUUUUGGAACAAAGUGUGAGGUGAGUCACAAGACCCAUUUACACUGUCCAUUUAAUGCAGUUCAAAGCUACCUUCAAUUUGCAGGGACCAAGAAACAAACUCCCACAAAAGCAUGGAAAAGAAAGCCCUUAAUAUGCACCACUACUCUAUGCUUUGUGUAAUUGCCAUUCAAGUAUCAAACUGGUUCUAGUAUUUCCAAUGGAAUCAUUUUGCACAACAAAAUCAGUUUCUUCAAUAUCGGCUUGAAUCUGUAUUACAUGAUCAAUUUAAAUGUGUCCACAAUCUUCCACCUAUUAUUUUAACAAAUAAAAUGCAGAAUAGAGGGAAAACAUUGUCUGUGGGAAACUGUUUAUAGUACGCAAGCUGAAAGCAUAAUAUUUCAAAGCCAGACAUAGAAUUUAUUAUCAGUCAGGGAAUGUACUGCUGUCAGCACACUGAUUUCCUAACAUAAUAAUAAAAAUUAAUAUAGAGACAUAUAUAGAGUCAGUUUGAAAAAAAAAAGAUGUGAUAUCACAGAUGCUGACUGAACAGGUUUUUUUGUGGUGGAUGGAGGGAUGCAGAUUUUGUUUUAGGAAAAGGGAUUGUUUUAACAGUGGAAUUCCUAGCAGCUGGCCAAUCUGGGACUUGAAGUCCAAACACCUGGAGGAUAAGAGUUUGGAAAACACUGGUUUAAAGGAAAAGCAGGUUUGCCAGAUUUGGAGGUGUAGGGGGACUUGGUCCCUGCCCAGUUCAUAUAGUUGUGCUUAUUACUGGACAAUGUGUGCCUUGCGGGUGGGGUCUGGGUGGCUAAACCUGCCUGGUGAGUCUCCAGGCCUGACUCACCGGAGAGACAGGUGGAGCCCAGCAGUAGCGGCAGCGGCCGUCACACCUGGCCAGUCAGUCCUGCACGAAGCCAAGUCCUGGCAGCAUCAUGGCCCUGAGUGUCACCGUCAAGAGGGUCACCCAGCUGCCGGGGACUGGAGAGAGGCAGGUGCACGUCAGCUUCCGAGGUUUUACUCAGAAGACAAAGAAGAUACAUUGUGAUCAGGAAGCAAUCUUUGGGGAGAUCUUUCGUUGGCCACAUUAUGGAAAAUUUAUUAUGGAAGAGAUGCUAAAAGUUAAAGUUUAUAACUGUAGCAAGGUAUUCAGUAAUAGAUUACUUGGUACACUAAUUAUCAGCCUUCAACACUUAGUAACAUCCGGACGACUAAAUAUCCGAGAGGCUCUUGUUGACAAAAAUCACAGCAUCACUGGAAUCUAUAUUGAAUUAGACCUGCGAUAUCAACCUCCUGAUGGUGCUGCAGGAACAUGGGCUGAGGAAGACUUUGUCUACCAAAUGAAAGACAGUUCAGAAGUGAUAAUCCGCAACCCUGGAUUUGAGGAAUUAGAAGAUGCUGAAUUGAAGCGAGCUGCUGAUCUGGACAGAAAAGCCGCAGCACUUGGCAGACAACUUGUCAAAGGCCUGGAGACUGAUGAUGAUGAAGAUGAUUAUUAUGAUGUAUCCGACAUGGAGUUUUCUGGCAUUGUCUUCACCCCUGUGAAAAGCCGUUCUAGAGUCUUCUCAAAAUGGGAUCUGUUUUCUACUCCUAGACCUCAAAACGUUCAGAUUGGUAUCAACAUAAUUGAAGCCCAGAAGUUGGUUGGAGUGAACAUUGACCCUUUUGUGGUUGUGAAAAUUGGAGAUGAGAAGAGACACACUGCAACUCAGAAGUCAACUAACUGCCCUUUUUACAAUGAGUAUUUUACAUUUGAAUUUCAUGAACCAAGAGAUAUCUUAUUCCACAGACUCAUAGAGAUUUCUGUCUUUCAUUCAAAGAAGAUCCCAUUUCUAGGUACACUCAUAGGGACAUUCAAGAUUGAUCUAGAGACUGUAUACAGCCAACCAGAUCACCGAUUCUACCAGAAAUGGGCUGUGAUUAAUGACCCAAAGGACACCAGAGCAGGAGUCAAAGGCUUUGUGAAGUGUAACAUCUCUAUCAUUGCCCGGGGAGAUGUGAUGGCUUCUAUUCCCACUGCUUCCAGCAGCCAGAAUGAAGACAUUGAAAAGAACUUGCUUCUACCAAAAAGAGUCCCAGCUGAGAGACCAUGGGCCAAAAUUUGCAUCAAAAUUUACAAAGCAGAGGGUUUGCCCAGCAUGAGUGCAGGAAUCAUGGGUGGAUUUUCAAAGAUUGUUGGGGAGAAGAAAGUUUUCAUUGAUCCAUAUGUGCAAGUGACCUUCUCUGGACAACAGGGAGAAACCUCAGUUGAAAGCAGCAGCACAGAGCCAGUAUGGAAUGAACAAAUCAGCUUCAUUGAAAUGUUUCCUCCUCUUGUCAGAAAAAUAAAAGUCCAAAUGUUGGAUGAUGCAAACAUUGGAGAUGUUUCACUUGCCACACAUUUCAUUGAUUUGCAGCAAAUAUCUGACCCUGGGAGAAAUGGAUUUAAUCCCACUUUUGGACCAACCUGGGUGAAUUUGUAUGGUUCCCCUCAGAACUCAGCCUUGCGAGACGUUCACAAAGAUCUCAAUGAAGGUCUGGGUGAGGGCAUAUUCUAUCGGGGCCGCCUUCUCAUGGCUAUAACUGUAGAGAUUUUCAGCACCAUCCAAGCAGCAGAAAAAAAGCCCGUGGAAGCUCUCAAAGGAGCCUUAAGCAAGCUCAAACUAAAGAAAAAGAGCAAAAAGGCAAAGGAGAAAUCCAAAGGCUCUGUCAAAGAGCGACUGCCAAGUCAAGCUGAAAUUGAUAUCUCAGAGGAGGCUGAACAGCCAAAUGAGGUGAUUGUGGAGGUAGAUGAGCUUCAUCCUCUUCCAGAUAAUGCCCUGGGCGUGAAAGAGGAAUUUCUUCUCUUUGCCUCCUUCUUUGAGGUGACUAUGAUAGACCCAUCAAUAGGCACCAAACCUGUGAAAUUUGAGGUCUCAAUAGGAAACUAUGGGAAAGCAGAAGAAGUUGUAUCCAAAGUCUCCAAGAAAGGUGAGAAGGGAGAAAAGAGUGAAGACAAGCAGCCUUUGUUGGAGGCCAGUUCAGAUGAUGAGCUAGAUCUCGAAGUCAUAUCUCCAAGCACACCUUUGCUUGAUAAAUCUGUGACUGUGAGCCAAAGGCCUGAAGCCACUGAAUAUGACAGCUCUUACAAUUGCUUGCCCAUGCUGCACGAGAAGCCAUGUGUUUAUAUUUGGAGCUACUGGGAAGACUACACAUGGAGACUCUACAAUUCCAACUGGAUUGUCAAAAUAGCAGAGCGUUUGGAACAUGGACUAGAAGAUGUGGAAAAGCUGUUGAGGAGACCAAAAUCAAAAGCAGAUGAAAGGCUUCGGCAAGUUCUGGAGGAAUUUGUAGCUGGAUGUAGGCAGUAUUCUCUCAAUGCGGAUAAAAAGCCAAUGACUCGUCCAAAUAACCUUGAUCGAUGCCGGAUGAAAUCUCUCCCACAGAAUGUUAUCCUGUACGCAAAACAGGGACUCCGCAUACGAAGGCGACUCACUCGUACCAACGUCAAGGAGAAAGUCAACGAGGCAAAGACAAUUUUGUCAAAGCUGCGCUUCCUGGCUAAAGAGCCUCAGUGUACUAUCCCUGAUGUCCUGAUAUGGAUGUUUAGCAACAACAAGCGUGUCGCAUACACAAGGAUCCCUGCACAGAACAUCCUUUAUGCAGUAGUAGAAGAAGAAAAAGGAAAAGAUUGUGCGAAGAUCCAGACUAUCUUUCUAAAGGUUCCAGGCUCACGAACUGGAGAGAUCUUUGCAAAACUGGAAAUCUACAUGUGGCUCGGAGUAACAAAAUAUGUGAAGAAUAGCACUGCAGAGCUACCAGAGGAGUUCAAACCAAUCUACGAUCAGGCACAACAGGCUGCAAGGAUCCCGAGGUACCUUCCACCCAGUCAGCUCAAUAGGGAUGACUUCAGUUACUUUCAGCUGCGAGCCCAUUUGUACCAGGCCCGGGGGAUUCUCCCUGCGGAUGAAAAUGGCCUUUCUGAUCCUUUUGCAAGAGUGGUGUUUUCAACCCAGUGCCAGACUUCUAGUGUUUUGGAAGAAACACUUAGCCCGAUGUGGAACGAAUUACUUGUAUACGACCAGCUCAUUAUCGAUGGAAAGAAAGAGGACUUGAAGACAGAGACUCCAAUUGCUGUUGUCAAUAUCUUUGAUUACAAUAAAUUUGGUUCGCCAGAGUUCCUUGGUCGAGCAUUUGCUACACCGCUAGUGAAGCUGGUAGAUGAGCCAUACAGCAAACCUUCUCUCCAGUUUUUUGACAUUUAUAAAGGGCAUAAAGCAGCUGGAGAAUUAAUUGCUGUCUUUGAGCUGAUUGAACUGGAUUAUAGCGGCUACCUAGAGCCCUCAGUGCCUAAUGAUGUAGAUCCCAAGGAGCCAGAAUACUUGGGGGAUCCCCGUUCUGGACGUUUCAUAAUUCCUGAUGGAAUUCGACCAAUCCUUAAGGAAUUCCGCAUAGAGAUAUUGUUUUGGGGCCUGAGAGAUCUGAAGCGUGUGAACUUGUUUGAGGUUGACCAGCCACAGGUGAUCAUUGAAUGUGCUGGGAAGAAAGUAGAAUCGGAAGUGGUUACAACAUACAAAGAGAACCCAAAUUUCAAUGAAAUUGUCAAAUAUGUUAAUGUGGAACUUCCAGAGCAGGUGUAUUUGCACCCACCUCUCAGUAUCUUUGUGGUGGAAAAGAGAGCCUUUGGGCGCUCGGUCAUGGUGGGAACACACAUAGUCUCGCACAUUAUGAAGUUUGCUCCUAAAGAGCUCGAUGAAUUGGAAGAAGAAACAGACAGCCCAUCCAAGAUGCGGAAAGCCUCAGCUCGACCGAACAUCUCCAAAGCGGUAAUGAACCUUGGUGCAACUGCUGGGAAGACUGUCAUAAAUAUUGGUGCUGCUGCCGGGCAGACAGUAAUAAACAUCGGUGCAGUUGCUGGAGACAUCGGUAGCAAAGCAAAUCCCCUUAAGCUUGUAAAGGCCCCUCUGAAGAAACUUCCUAUUGACCAACUGGUUCCCAAGGAAGAAGAAUUUCAGGAAGAGAAGCCUGAGAAAGAAGAGCUGGAUUGGUGGUCCAAGUACUAUGAAUCAUUAAAGGAAUUAAAUAAGCAGUCCAUUAGUGAUGAAGAAGAGGAUGACCCAAAUGAUCCUGAUGGAGGGAAUCUAAACAUUGCUUCCCUGGAUGUGGAUGACAUUGAUAUUGAAAUAGUUGAUACUGAGCCAGUUCGCCCGAAAAGGAAACUUAUAGCUGUAUUACAGAUCUAUAAUUCCGAACUAGAAAAUGAAUUUGACAACUUUGAAGAUUGGCUAUGUAUUUUUCCACUUCAUCGUGGAAAAGCAACUGAAGAUGAAGAUGGAAAUGAUGAGGAUAAUUUUGUGGGCAAAUACAAGGGAUCAUUCUUAGUCUAUCGGGCUGAAGAGGCAGAAGCAGAGCACAAAAUCUCCCAAGGCAUCCCCAGAAACAGACCCAUCAAGGUCCUUGUUCGUAUCUAUAUUGUCAAAGCAACUAAUCUGACUCCAGCAGAUCCCAAUGGAAAGGCAGAUCCCUAUCUUGUUGUCAAAAUCGGGCAACAACAGAAAGAUACCAAGGACAGAUAUAUCCCAAAGCAGCUCAAUCCAGUUUUUGGGGAAGUGUUGGAGAUGUCAAUAUCUUUUCCUGUGGAAUCAGAACUCACGAUAUCGGUAUUUGACCAUGAUUUGGUUGGAUCUGAUGAUUUAAUUGGGGAGACAAAAAUUGACUUGGAGAACCGAUUCUACAGCAACCACAGAGCCAACUGUGGGCUGGCCUCACAAUAUGAUACAGAGGGCUACAAUAUGUGGCGGGAUGCCUUCAAACCCUCUCAUAUCUUGGACAGUUUGUGUAAGAAGAAUGCACUCCCUUCUGCUGAGUACAGACGGGAAGAAGUUAAAGUAAACAACAAGCUUUUUAAGAUCCCUCCUGAAGCUUUCCCUGAAGAAGCCUUUGUAAAAGAUAAGAAAGAAAUGGAUGAUGAAUCCUGGUCUGCUUAUGAUGAACACAAGGCUUUGUAUGUUCUUCAACAUUGGGAAGAAAUGCCAGAGUAUGGACACAAAUUAGUACCAGAACAUGUGGAAGUUCGAUCCCUUUACAAUCCGGACAGCCCUGGUCUCCUACAGGGCUCUCUCCAUAUGUGGAUUGACAUGUUUCCAAAUGAUGUCCCUGCACCACCUCCGGUCAACAUCAAACCACGGCUCCCAAUCAGUUACGAGCUACGUGUUAUCAUCUGGAACACAGAUGACGUGGUUCUUGAUGAUGUCAAUCCAAUAACAGGAGAAACCUCCAGUGACAUCUAUGUAAAAAGUUGGAUUAAAGGGCUGGAGAAAGACAAACAAGAAACGGAUGUUCACUUCAACUCUUUGACUGGGGAAGGCAACUUCAACUGGAGGUUUGUGUUCCGCUUCGACUACCUCCCAACAGAGAAAGAGAUCACGUAUAAAAAGAAGGACUCCAUCUUCUCUUUGGAGGAAUCAGAGUUCCGGGAACCAGCAGUCCUGGUUCUUCAGGUGUGGGACUACGACAGGAUUUCAGCAAACGACUUUUUAGGUGCCAUUGAGUUAAAACUGAAUGAUAUGGUGAGAGCUGCCAAAAGUUCAGAGCAGUGCACCAUCAAGAUGGCCAAGGAAAAAGCCAUGCCCUGCUUUUCCAUUUUCCAAAACAAACGGAUGAGAGGCUGGUGGCCCUUCAUCAAGCUGAAAAGUCAGGAAGACAUUGAAAGGGAAGAGAGGGAGGCUAAACAGAAGAAAAAGAAGAAGAAAAAGAAGAAGUGGAGGAGCUCAGUAAAGCCAGAAGAUGUUGAGUUUUCUGAUCCUAGUGGAAACAUCUUCAUCCUCACGGGAAAAGUGGAAGCUGAAUUCCAGCUACUAACCUUGGAGGAGGCUGAGAAGGCCCCAGUUGGUCUGGGGCGAAAAGAGCCAGAACCCUUGGAGAAACCUAACCGCCCCAAAACGUCCUUCAACUGGUUUGUGAACCCCAUGAAAACAUUCAUCUUUUUCAUCUGGAAACGGUACAAGAAGUACAUCAUUGCGUUGCUGAUCAUUGCAAUCGUGACCAUAUUCUUGGUUCUCAUUCUCUACACAAUGCCCGGAUACAUCAGUGAGAAGAUAAUAAAUGGCUAAACUUGCAGUCCCUUUCCCAGUUGCUCUUCUCUAUUCUUCAAGCUGGGACUUGGCAAAAGAUGAUAACAGCGACUUCUGUGCCAAAGACAUUAAGGAACUCGGGGAGCAGGUUGAUUGUGCCUGGAGCACUUUGAACAAGCACCUGUCAGAUUGCAGCUGUUCACAUCUGUGAUGUGAUGGCAAUAACUUUAGGAAAACCUUAUAAUUUUUUGAAAAAUGUCAGACUUCUGAUUUGCCUUGAAGACUGUCUCACCAAUCAUAAGGAGCUGACCUUACGCGGAUUCUUAUGGUUAACAUUGUAUGUAAAACCUCAAUAUCAAUGGAUAUAGAAGCAACAGAAUCCUGCUAUACCAGUGGUUCUCAACCUGGGGUCCCCAGAAGUUUUUGACCUUCAACUCCCUAACAAAUCCUAACAGCUGGUAAACUGGCUGGGAUUUCUGGGAGUUGUAGACCAAAAACAUCUGGGGACCCUAGGUUGAAAACCACUGUACUAUACUGAAGGGGAUUUUCAAUAUUAUUGUCUGUAAAUUAUGAAUCAAGGGACUGGGGGGAUGGAUAUUCAUAAAUAGAUUUCACAUGCCCAAAACUGGCUAGGUUUUAACAUUAUGCAGUAGAAUGGUGAUAAGCGGCUGUUCGGAUACACAGUUAAAACAAGAUCUACAGAGGAUGUGGUUACUAUGAUUUUGCUCUGUGUGUAAUAUGAUAGCACAUGAGAAACCAGUAUUUGAGCAGUUGGGCUGGUUUUAAAAAUGUGAAACAAUAUAAGACCUUAGAAUUUGGUAAACAAUGCGAAGGAACAUAAUAUUUUAAUAGUUUGCAUGCUUUCUAUUCCACAUAUAUAGAGGUAGACUGUGAGUUUAGUGCAAGUCUAUACAUUAUGUAAAGGCUUAAACCUAACAAAUACCCUACCUCAAGUCCAACAAGCUGAACAUAGUCCAUCAGCCAAAUGUAGUGCCUUUUAAGAUAUUUUUCUUCCUACUUGGCUCUGAAAAAAUAGGGAAGGAAUCAAUCAUCUGGCAAGCAAUUAAGCUUAGUGGGCUACAAGCUUUGUGAACUUCAUAUUUUGAUCUUGCACAACUAAGCAAUGUAACCACAACCCCAUUAUCUCUGUAUUGCUAUACUUAAGAUCAUGGUAAGCAAUAUGCAUGCUAUUCAUUGUAAGAGCGGUGAAACAGCCUCUGAUGGAAUAGAAUGAGUAGAUUACUAGAAUAGCAAUUCUACGUUUAUUUAUUUAUUUAUUGAGACUCUCUUCGCAUCACCUCCCAGCCCACAAGGGCUCCCAAGGCAAUGAACAAAUAAAAAGGAAUUCAAUUACUAUAAAGAUAAAACAUUUUAAAGCACAGUAAAAUGCUCUUUAAAAACCCCUAAAAGCAAUCUUAGAGUCUCAUUUUAAAACAAUGUAAAUAAUGUGACUAACUGAAUGCUAUGGAUAACGGCACCAUUUUGGCUUCCCUCUAAGUAGCUUAAAAGAAAUGGGGCCAGUCUAACUUUCUUGGGCCUGGAGUUCCACAGCUGGAGAGCUGCUAAAGAGAAACGCUUGUUACGUAUACCCAUCAGCCUAUCUUCACAAGUUGUUGGGACAUGCAACAGGGUCUCCUCUGAUGAUCUUUAAUUUCUGGCACACUCAUAUGGGAGGAGGUGGUCUUUCUGAUAACUUGACCACAAGUCAUACAAGGCUGUCAUGGGACCAAUUCCCAUGGCUGAAUUUGCAAGCCCUGGAAUUGGAGCCAUAACAUCAACACUCCUGAAUGUCUCAUGAAAACACCUGGCAGCAGAGCAUGGGAACUCGGGGGUGAAAAUCAUAACAAUUAUAAUGAGUAGUUUGUGUGGGAAUAGUAGAAAUGUGAUACAGGGGGUGGGGUUUGGUGAUGAUAUUUACGUAUGAUGUUACGUUGCAACCAAGGUGAUAAAAUUGCUUGUAUGUAAACAUUAUGUCAUUCUCGACUUUUCCAAGUCGUGUGUUCUUCAAUAAAGAUUGGUUCUGAUA
Messenger RNA from Anolis carolinensis (green anole), 13522 nucleotides. Its product is annotated as fer-1-like protein 4. The coding region runs from base 5401 to 11535 and encodes 2044 amino acids. Gene Ontology annotation, biological process: plasma membrane organization. The record is from RefSeq and is a predicted model, not a curated record. Lineage: Eukaryota; Metazoa; Chordata; Lepidosauria; Squamata; Anolidae. Gene Ontology annotation, cellular component: membrane. The transcript has 45 exons.